Messenger RNA from Dreissena polymorpha, 2583 nucleotides. Its product is annotated as pneumococcal serine-rich repeat protein-like. The transcript has 4 exons. Lineage: Eukaryota; Metazoa; Mollusca; Bivalvia; Myida; Dreissenidae. Bases 376 to 2526 code for a protein of 716 amino acids. The record is from RefSeq and is a predicted model, not a curated record.
CAGCAGAGAGACCAAGUCACAUGUGUUUUAUUAUGUAUACGGAGAAUAAAAGAAAAAACAACUUAACAUUAGAAACUGUAUCCAACGAGGACUUCAGUGAAAAUCAUGACUUUUUGUAGACUUGAUGAAACAAUUUUAGCACAAAAACGCGAAUGACAUUUACUUUUGUAAAUACCGGUUUAUACCAAAAUUGAGUUUGUAAUAUUUAAUAUUAUGUGGUUGCUAUUUUGUUCCCAUUGCACAAGCAUUAAAUGAACAUACCAGAUCUAAAUAAUAAUGGACUGAUGCUAGGUUGUAAAACUUUUCCAUGACGACGAACUAUUCAUUUUGAGGAGCCUUCUGAAUUAACUACAGCGGAUUCUGUUAGCAUCGGCCAUGAUCACCAAGGAGAAAUCAAAAAAACAAGUGCAGCACCAACAUCAACCCAAGCGAACUACGACAGAGUAUCCCCCGCCUAAGCAUCCAGGCCUGCUCUCAUCCCUAGGCCAUCCCAUGACCACUUCCACCAAGAAUGCCGCGUUCAAAGCUUCAGCCUCUAUAAAUACAACCACCACUUCCGCAUUCAAUGCUUCAGCCUCCAGCAAGGCUACCACAAUUGCCGCAUUCAAUGCUUCAGCCUCCGGCAAUGCAACCACCAACGCCGCAUUCAAUGGUUCAGCAUCUGGCAAUGCAACCACCAUUGCAGCAUUCAAUGAUUCAGCCUUUAGCAAGGCUACCACAAAUACCACAUUCAAUGAUUCAGCCUCUGGCAAUGCAUUCACUAACGCCGCAUUUAAUGAUUCAGCAUCUGGAAAUGCAACCACUAACGCCGCAUUCAAUGAUUCAGCAUCUGGCAAUGCAACCACCAACGCCGCAUUCAAUGAUUCAGUCUAUAGCAAGGCUACCACAAAUACCACAUUCAAUGAUUCAGCCUCUGGAAAUGCAACCACCAACGCCGCAUUCAAUGAUUCAUCAUCUGGCAAUACAACCACUAACGCCGCAUUCAAUGAUUCAGCCUCCAGCAAGGCUACCACAAUUGCCACAUUCAAUGAUUCAGCAUCUGGCAAUGCAACCACUAACGCCACAUUCAAUGAUUCAGCCUUUAGCAAGGCUAUCACAAAUACCACAUAUAAUGAUUCAGCCUCUGGCAAUGCAAUCAACAACGCCGCAUUCAAUGAUUCAGCAUCUGGCAAUGCAACCACUAACGCCGCAUUCAAUUAUUCAGCCUCUGGCAAUGCAACCACCAACGCCCCAUUCAAUGAUUCAGCCUCUGGCAAUGCAACCACCAUCGCCGCAUUCAAUGAUUCAGUCUUUAGCAAUGCUACCACAAAUACCACAUUCAAUGAUUCAGUCUUUAGCAAGGCUACCACCAUUGCCACAUUCAAUGAUGCAGCCUUUAGCAAGGCUACCACAAAUACCACAUUCAAUUCUUCAGCCUCUGGUAAUGCAACCACCAACGCCGCAUUCAAUGAUUCAGCAUCUGGCAAUGCAACCGCUUACACCGCAUUCAAUGAUUCAGCCUCCAGCAAGGGUACCACCAUUACCACAUUCAAUGAUUCGGCCUUUAUUAAGACUAACACAAAUACCACAUUCAAUGAUUCAGCACAUAACAAGGCUACCACCAAUGCCGAAUUCAAUGAUUCAGCCUCUAGCAAAGCUACCACCAAUGCCACAUUCAAUUAUUCAGCCUCUAGCAAGGCUACCAAGAAAGCCGCAUACAAUACUACUAUAUCUGGCAUAUUCAACCCUAAUGCUGUAUACAAUGUUUUAGCCUCUGUCACUGCCACCUCCAAUGCCGCACACAAUGUUUCAACAUCUGGCAUAGCCACCAACAUUGCUGCCUACAAUGUUACAACCUCUGUCACUGCCACCACCAAUACCGCAUACAAUGAUGCAGCUGCUGGCAUAGACACCACCAAUGCCGCAUACAAUGCUACAACCUCUGUCACGGCCACAACCAAUGCCGCAUACAGUGCUUCAACAUCUGGCAUAGCCAAAACCAUUGCUGCAUACAAUGUUUCAACCUCUGUCACUGCCACCACCAAUACCACAUACAAUGAUACAGCUUCUGGCAUAGCCACCACUAAUACUGCAUACAAUGAUACAACCUCUGUCACUGCCACCACCAAUACCACAUACAAUGGUACAGCUUCUGGCAUAGCCACCACUAAUGCUGCACACAAUGCUACAACCUCUGUCAUGGCCACAACCAAUGCCGCAUACAAUGCUACAGCCGCUGGCAAGAGCACCACUAUUGCUUCAUACAAUGAUACAGCUGCUGGCAUAGACACCACCAAUGCUGCAUACAAUGCUACAACCUCUGGCACUGCAACUCAUAUAAGCACAAGUAUGACAACGCUGACCGCAGCAUCUUCUGUCAGUCCGGACAAGCUCGGAGUUAACACAACCACAAUUGCCGGCGGGGUCACUGGUGUGUUGGGGCUACUGAUCCUAGUGGUGCUCGUGAAGGUUUUUAAAAAUAAUCAAACAACGAGACAUUUUGAUGAUGUCGAUGUACCUGACACCAAAACAGACUUCACAAAAUAAACACCGUUUCAAAUACUCAGCCAGUAAUGAUGAGGUUUACAUAGAGGACGACGUAAC